Macrosiphum euphorbiae (potato aphid) is the source of this 324-nucleotide messenger RNA. Lineage: Eukaryota; Metazoa; Arthropoda; Insecta; Hemiptera; Aphididae. The record is from the annotation of a GenBank genome assembly.
AUGCAAUUAGAAAAUGAUCAAAUUGGUAAAAUUGAAGUUCAGUGGAAGAAUAUUUUAAAUGUAAAAUGGAUUGAACACACAAACACUCAAAAGUUUUGGAGCGAAGUUUCAAAUUAUCGUGAUGCCUCUGGAUCGAAUCUAUUCUCAGAACUUAGUGAAUUUGCUACAAGAUUGCUCGUGUUACCUUGGUCUAAUGCCGAAGUGGAGCGACUUUUCAGUCAAAUGAACCUAGCGAAGACAAAAAUCCGUAACCUGGCUAUUAGAUUCACUUCUUACAAUAAGAGCCGGAUUACGGAGACACACAAAAUGUUGUUCGGAUUAUGA